CGCCGCGACCCCGCACGCGGAGCUGGUUACCCUCCCCUCCCCCGGUAGCUUAUAAGAGAGACCCCUCCGCCCCCUCCUCUCCUCUCUUCUCUCUGUUCCACCCACUCCUGCUCUGCUCCCAUCGAUCUGCCCCGCCCUGCGUGCGUGAGUGGUUUUCUGCUAGGGAUUUGAAACGGAGAUCCGCGAGAGAUUGAGGAGAGGGAGGGAGGCGUCGGUGGCGUGGCGGGGGAGGGAUGGACGGGCACGGCGGGGGCAAGCUGACGCGGACGCCGUCGUCGCUGCUGCGCUCGCCCACGGUGCGCAACUGCUCCUCUUUCCAGGCCGUGGUGGUCGAGGACCCGGAGCCCGACGACAAGAAGGCCCAGGCGCAGGCCAAGCCCCCGCCCCACCUCCACCCCGGCGGCCCCUUCCACCCGCUCCUCGUCCUCGCUCUCCCGCUCGCCUUCCUGCUCCUGCUCCUCCUGCUCCGCGGCGGCGACCACCACCUUGCGCUCCUCGCGGCGUCCGCGGUCGCCGCGCUCGGCGCCGCGGCGGGGGCCGCGCGGUUGCUGCGGGGGCGCCUGCGGCUGCGCCGCUCCCCGGGGUCCGGGUCCGUGCAGUGGUUCAUCGGCGACGAGGACGACAAGCCGCAGAAGCGAGACAAGGGCAAGGGUGGCGGCGCCGUGCUCGGCCGCGUGGUGCGGGAGGGCGUCGAGUUCUACAGUAAUGGGGACUGCUACGAGGGGGAGUUCCACAAGGGCCGCUGCAACGGCAGCGGCGUCUACAACUUCUUCGGCAAGGGCAAGUACGAGGGCGACUGGGUCGACGGCAAGUACGACGGCUACGGCAUCGAGAGCUGGGCGCGCGGCAGCCGGUACCGCGGCCAGUACCGCCAGGGCCUCCGCCACGGCCACGGCGUCUACCGCUUCUACAGCGGCGACUGCUACACAGGCGAGUGGGCCGGCGGCCAGAGCCACGGCAUCGGUGCGCAGACCUGCUCCGACGGUAGCUCCUACGUCGGCGAAUUCAAGUGCGGCGUCAAGCACGGUCUCGGGAGCUACCAUUUCAGAAAUGGUGAUCGGUAUGCGGGCGAGUACUAUGGGGACAAGAUCCACGGGUUUGGUGUCUACAGCUUCGCCAAUGGCCAUUGCUACGAAGGCUCCUGGCACGAAGGCAAGAAGCAGGGAGUUGGGAUGUACACCUUCCGGAAUGGUGACAAGCGAUCGGGGGACUGGGAUUCUGGGACUCUCAAGACCCCCCUGCCUCCGUCUGAUCCUUCCGUUCAGCGCGCCGUACAGGCUGCUCAGCGGGAUGCGGAGAACGCCUUUGGCCUGCCAAGAGUCGAUGAGCAGGUGCAUAAGGCCGUCAUGGCCGCAAACAGGGCAGCCACCGCUGCUCGGGUAGCGGCGAUCAAGGCAGUCCAGAACAGGAUGGACGGGAAAUUUUGUGAUACCUAUGUCUGACUUUGUGCUCAGGAAACCAUGUUUUUUCUUCUUCUAACUGUACAUUAGGGUAGUGAAGGACAAUAACUAAUCAGAGACGACCAGGGCAGCGCAACCGCUUGUUCCGAGUCAGAGUUCAGCAAGAACGGGAGGCGCCGGAGAGUGGAGCUGGCAAUUUUCGUUCACAGAACGGCUCAGAUUUCUCAAUCGCCAUCGGCGGCCCCCUUCUCCUUCCUUGCAAUCCGUAACUGUACACAGGUCCAAGUGUAUCAAUGGAAGAGUGAGUUUUUGCAAUGCUCUUUUCACUGCUUACUCUAAGUUAUCUGUGUGGACUGCACAUAUGAAUGUGGUUGCAUCUGCAUUUUCAUUGCUCCAACCUAAAUCUCGACUGCUUAUAGUUGGACUCCAUGUGCAGUGAUUCUCCAUUUGCAAAUGUACUUGGAGUUGCACAUGGGAGACUGUAAAUUUCUUCUUGUCCUGCAACUUGGAGUAGCUGUGAUGUAGGGCCACAUGAUAUAAUUUGUUUCUCGUU
Phragmites australis (common reed) is the source of this 1953-nucleotide messenger RNA. RefSeq lists its product as uncharacterized. The record is from RefSeq and is a predicted model, not a curated record. Lineage: Eukaryota; Viridiplantae; Streptophyta; Magnoliopsida; Poales; Poaceae. The transcript is spliced from 3 exons. The coding region runs from base 234 to 1442 and encodes 402 amino acids.